This is a messenger RNA of Argentina anserina (silverweed cinquefoil), 4984 nucleotides long. Its product is annotated as paired amphipathic helix protein Sin3-like 4. Gene Ontology annotation, molecular function: transcription corepressor activity. The transcript is spliced from 25 exons. Bases 367 to 4680 code for a protein of 1437 amino acids. The record is from RefSeq and is a predicted model, not a curated record. Gene Ontology annotation, cellular component: chromatin; histone deacetylase complex. Gene Ontology annotation, biological process: negative regulation of transcription by RNA polymerase II. Lineage: Eukaryota; Viridiplantae; Streptophyta; Magnoliopsida; Rosales; Rosaceae.
CUCUCUCUCUCUCUCUCUGCGUUUUCUGGUUUAUGAAGAAGAGAAAAAACGUAAGGUGAAAAAGUUUCAUAAAUCCUUUCUGGCUCUUCUUCUUCUUCUUCACCUUCUUCUCUAGUCUCAACCAUAAUCGCUCACACCUCAGAAGAAGCAUCAUCACCAUAAUCGUCACAGCUUUCUCGUCCAUUUCUUCCAGUUGAAGAAGAAGAAGAAGAAGAAGGAAGACUUAGCCUAAUUCGACGACUCAACGAUCCUGCUCGGACUUCGGUGAUCUCUGCUCGGAGCUGAGGGAUUGGAAUUUUGAGGAAUCGGUUCGGGUUUGAAAUCGGAGCCGGAGGCAUGAUUUGAGAGGUUUCGAGAAGGUUGAAGAUGAAGAGGUCUCGAGACGACGGUUAUAUAAGCUCGCAAGUUAAACGGCCCGUGGUUACUUCUCGUGGAGAGCCGUCGGGGCAGCCCCAGAUGAUGCCUCAGACGAUGACGACACAGACACCAACAGCUUCCCAGAAACUAACAACGAAUGACGCCUUGUCAUAUCUAAAGGCGGUGAAGGAGAUAUUUGAAAACAACAAGGAAAAGUAUGAAGACUUUCUUGAAGUUAUGAAAGACUUCAAAGCUCAAAGAGUUGAUACCGCGGGGGUGAUACAGAGAGUGAAGGAUUUAUUUAUAGGGCAUCGAGACCUUAUAUUAGGUUUCAAUACCUUCUUGCCAAAGGGAUAUGAGAUCACUCUCCCUCUCGAUGAAGAACAACCUCCUCCAAAGAAGCCUGUUGAAUUUGAAGAAGCUAUUAGUUUUGUCAACAAGAUUAAGACGCGAUUUCAACAUGAUGAUCAUGUUUAUAAAUCCUUUCUAGACAUUCUGAAUAUGUACCGAAAGGAAAGCAAGUCGAUUGCAGAAGUUUACCAGGAGGUCUCAGCACUUUUCCGAGACCAUGCAGACUUACUUGUGGAGUUUACUCACUUUUUACCUGAUAAUUCAGCAACAGCCUCGACCCAGUUUGCUCCAUCUCAAAGAAACUCGAUGCUUCGUGAUAGGAGCUCUGCCAUGCUCCCUAUGCGGCAAAUGCAUGUUGACAAGAAAGAAAGGCCCGUUGGUUCUUACCCUGAACAUGAUCUAAGUGUUGACCGUCCUGAACCGGACCAUGAUAGAGCUAUGAUGAAAGCUGAGAAAGAGCAAAGGAGGCGUGGCGAAAAGGAAAGGGAGAGGAGAGAAGACAGAGAAAGACGAGAAGAAAGAGAUUUUGACCAUGAUGGCAGUAGGGAUUUCAACAUGCAGCGUUUUCCACACAAACGAAAAUCUACUCGUAGGAAUGAAGACUUGGCUACUGAGCAAUUGCAUCAAGGUGGGGAAGACGUCGAAAAUCUUGGAGCACAUCUCAUUUCAUCAUCUUAUUCUACAAAAAGCAUAUAUGGCUCGGAGAGUGCCUUCUGUGAGAAGGUGAAGGAAAAGUUACGGAAUCCUGAUGAUUACCAGGAGUUUUUGAAGUGCCUUCAUAUUUAUAGCAAGGAAAUUAUAACCCGAGCUGAAUUGCAGUCACUGGUGCGUGAUUUACUGGGAAAAUAUCCUGAUCUUAUGGACGGAUUCAAUGAAUUUUUGUCCUGUUGUGAGAAGAAAGAUGGGUUCCUUGCCGGUGUCAUGAGUAAAAAAUCUUUGUGGAAUGAAGGCAAUGUACCAAAAUCAGUGAAGGUAGAUGAUAAGGAUAGAGAUAGAGAUAGGGAUCGUGAAAGGGAUGACAUGGUUAAAGAAAGAGAGCGUGAAAAUCGAGAAAGGGAUAGGCCUGAUAGAAAUGGUGCCUUUGGAAAUAAAGAAAUCGGAGGCCAGAAGAUGUCUAUAUUUUCCAGUAAGGAGAAAUAUCUGUCAAAACCUAUUAAUGAGCUCGAUCUCUCUAAUUGUGAGCGUUGCACUCCAAGCUAUCGUCUUCUGCCAAAGAAUUAUCCAAUACCUUCUGCUAGCCAAAGAACAGAGCUUGGUUCUGAAGUACUUAAUGACCAUUGGGUGUCUGUUACUUCUGGAAGUGAGGAUUAUUCUUUCAAACACAUGCGCAAAAACCAGUAUGAAGAGAGCCUGUUUCGGUGUGAAGAUGAUAGGUUUGAAUUAGAUAUGCUAUUAGAGUCUGUGAAUGUAACAACCAAGCGUGUUGAAGAACUAUUAGAAAAGAUCAACAACAAUACCAUUAAAACUGAGAAUCCAAUCCGUGUAGAAGAAUACUUCACAGAUCUGAAUCUAAGGUGUGUUGAGCGAUUAUAUGGUGACCACGGGCUUGAUGUGAUGGAUGUGUUGAAGAAAAAUGCUUCACUAGCUUUGCCUGUUAUAUUAACACGCUUGAAGCAAAAGCAAGAAGAGUGGGCAAGGUGUCGCUCUGAUUUUAACAAAGUCUGGGCUGAUAUAUAUGCCAAGAACUAUCACAAGUCACUUGAUCAUCGUAGUUUCUACUUCAGGCAACAGGACUCAAAGAGUUUAAGCACCAAAGCCUUGUUGGCGGAGAUUAAAGAGAUGAGUGAGAAGAAGCGGAAGGAAGAUGAUGUUCUUCUUGCUAUUGCUGCUGGAAAUAGACGACCUCUUAUUCCAAAUUUGGAAUUCGAGUACCCUGAUCCAGACAUCCAUGAAGAUCUGUAUCAACUCAUCAAAUAUUCUUGUGGAGAAGUUUGCACAACUGAACAAUUGGACAAAGUACUGAAGAUAUGGACAACCUUCCUUGAGCCAGUGCUUGGUGUUCCUCCCCGGCCUCCGGUUGCAGAAGAUACUGAAGAUGUUGUGAAGGCAAAAACUGAUGCUGACAAAAAUGGUGCGGUGAGUGGGGGAGAGAGUGAUGAUAGUCCAGAUGGGGGGGCUACUGCAGCAAAUUCCAAACAGUUAAAUACUUCAGGAAAUGGAGAUGAAAGCAUUCAACCUGAGCAAUCAAGCUCUGCCAGAGCUUGGACAGUAAAUGGAGCUAAUGGGCUCAAAGAAGAAAGUUCUCAUGAAAUCGAUCAUGCUACAUGUAAUACAUCUCAGCAAGGUAAAGUGCAAAGUAAUGCAUCUACAGCUGAUGAAAUGUCCGGAGUUAGCAAACAAGACAAUCUUAAAGAACGAUUGGUCAAUUCUAAUGCAUCACUUGCUACUGGCUUGGAGCAAAAUAAUGGACGAACUAAUGCGGAAAACUCAUCAGGCCUUAACCCUACUCCUUCCGGACCUGGAAAUGGCACUGUUGAGGGUGGGCUUGAGUUACCUUCACUACAGGGUGAUGGUUCUACUAGUCCCGUUAUAUCCUCAAAUGGAGCAAUCACAGAAGGCAUUAAAGGCCACAGAUAUGUGGAAGCGUCUGCUAGACAGUUUAAGAUUGAAAGAGAAGAAGGCGAAAUAUCUCCAAAUGGAGAUUUUGAGGAGGAUAAUUUUGCAAACUAUAGAGAAGCCGGUUCAGAGGCUGUUAAAAAACCAAAAAAGGAUGGUGUGUCUGGCAGGCAACCUAAAGGCAGACAUGGGGAGGAAGAAAUAUGUGGUGGAGACGCAGGUGGAGAAAAUGAGGCUGACGCUGAUGAUGAAGGCGAGGAAAGUGCUCAUAGAUCAUCAGAGGAUAGUGAAAAUGGUUCUGAGAAUGGUGAGGUCUCUGGGAGUGAAUCUGGUGAGGGAGAGGAAUGUUCUCGAGAAGAGCGAGAGGAAGAUGGGGACAAUGAUGAGCAUGAUGCUAAGGCCGAGAGUGAAGGUGAAGCUGAAGGGACGGCCGAUGCCCAUGAUGAUGAAGGAGAUGGAACAUCUUUACCGCACUCGGAGCGUUUUCUACUUACUGUAAAGCCUCUUGCUAAACGUGUGCCCCCAGCUUUACUUGACAAAGAGAAGGACUCUAGGAUUUUCUAUGGAAACGAUUCCUUCUAUGUACUCUUUAGGCUUCACCAAACACUAUAUGAGAGAAUACAAUCAGCAAAGAUUAACUCGUCAUCAGCAGAGAAGAAAUGGCGGGCAUCAAAUGAUACAAACACUACUGAUUUGUAUGCUAGAUUCAUGAAUGCACUUUACAAUUUACUCGACGGAUCUUCUGACAACACAAAAUUUGAGGAUGAUUGUCGAGCAAUCAUUGGGACUCAGUCAUAUCUUCUUUUCACAUUAGACAAGCUGAUAUACAAGCUUGUUAAACAGCUCCAAACAGUUGCUGCUGAUGAGAUGGAUAAUAAACUCGUCCAACUUUAUGCAUUUGAAAAAUCUAGAAAAUCAGGAAGAUUCGUGGAUGUAGUGUAUCACGAAAAUGCCCGCGUUCUUCUUCAUGAUGAGAACAUUUAUCGCAUAGAAUGUUUUUCUUCACCAACCCGUGUGUCUAUUCAGCUCAUGGAUUAUGGGAAUGAUAAGCCUGAAAUGACAGCUGUUUCUAUGGACCCCAAUUUUUCUGCUUAUCUGCACAAUGAUUUUCUCACCGUUCUUCCUGACAAAAAAGAGAAGUCUGGGAUCUUCUUGAAGAGGAACAAACGCAAAUAUUCGAGUAGUGACGAUCUGUCUGCUAUUUGUCAGGCCAUGGAAGGACUUAAAGUCGCCAAUGGUCUGGAGUGUAAAAUAGCUUGUCAUUCAUCCAAGGUAUCAUAUGUUUUAGAUACAGAGGACUAUUUGUUUCGGACAAGGAGAAGAAAAAUUUCGAACAGUUCUUGCUAUUAUAAUCAAGCUAGGUCUAGUGGUUCAAGUAGAGUAGAGCGGUUUCACCAAUUGCUCUCUGGCUCGUAAUUUGCCUUCUUUUGACCGUCAAGUAUAUAAGUAGCAAUUUGAACGCAUUGUAUGCACCAGUGCCGGAGAUCUGGAAAAAUCGAGGUGCUGAGCCAAAACAAGCUUUGUGGAAUUAUUUUGUAUUAUCAUAUUUUCCGCCUCUCCGGCCAAAAUAAAGAAAUGAGGAGAGGGAGAUAUGGCUCGAAAGUAGUAUAUACUUUCAGUCGGCGUUUUGAGCCGCAUUCUUGUAAAUAGAAGGUAAUUUGUGUUGUAAACUUCAGAUGCUCAUUUAAUUCAUCAAUCAUUUUUGGUAACCUUAUCUUUU